AUGAUAUUUUCAAAGUCGAUCUUCCCCCUGCUCCCACCGUAUGCCCAGGAUCCCAAUGCCCAGCGGGUUGUCGUGCAUCCUGACGGGAUGACUCCAUAUCUGGGCCUGAGAGCUCGUCUGUCUCAAGUCUGGCUGAAUCGAUGGACCAUCCUAUCGCUACUCGUAUUGGCAAGGGUCCUUCUGGCCGUCGUCAGCUUGCACUCCGAUAUGGACGAUGCCCAGCGAGAAGCUCUAUCGGCCUGUACGGCGGUCGAGUCGAUGGGCAGCUCCAUGGCUUCCAUGCCCCAUUACCUAUCCCGAGGGGUUAACGAGCUCACAGCCUCCUCCGUCGAGGCGGCCGUCCAUGGACUCAAAGUGAUGCUGAUGCUCACCCUGACAGGGGUCGAGGAGCUCGUCAUUUUCUUCAUCAAAGUCAUGUAUCAGACGUACCUGUGUCUGUUUACCCUGGUCGUCCGUGGUAGUGCUCAUAUUGCUCUCGGCGUGCUACAAGACGCCACCGAUUUCUUGAACUCGACAAUCAAAACCAUCGGAGAGGACAUCCACAAGACCGUCGACACGUUCGAGAGCGGUCUGGACAAGUUCAUCGAUGGCAUCAACGGAGUGACCAGCAUCUUUGGUGGUAACGGAGACGUGCCCAAGCUGGACAUCAGCAGCUCUCUCGACGAACUCACCAAUCUUCGCUUGCCCGGCAAUAUCAACUCCACGAUCGACAAGCUCAACAGCUCCAUCCCCACGUUUGAUGAGGUGGACAAGUUCGUCGUGAACGUCCUCCGUGCUCCGUUCGAGGAAGUCAAGCAUCUGGUCAACAGGUCGCUGAGCAACUACACCUUCGACCGCUCCACGUUACCCGUCCCAGCGAAAGAACAGAUGACCUUCUGCAACGACAACAAUGGCAUUAACUCCUUCUUCGACCACGUGGCGGAUCUCGUAGAUACGGCCCGCAAGAUUUUUAUCGCCGUGCUGGUCCUUGUGGCCACUCUCGCCUGCGUCCCUGCCGCUUGGAACGAAAUUCGUCGCUGGCGGUCCAUGAAGGAGCGCUCACAGCUGGUCCGAAAGGACGCUCACGAUCCCAUGGACGUCGUCCACAUUGUGUCUCGGCCCUACAGCUCCGCCGCCGGAAUCAAAGCGGCCAGUCGAUUCAGCAACAGUCGUCGGCAAACCCUGGUGCGGUGGGUGGUCGCAUACGCCACGUCAACUCCGGCUCUCUUUGUUCUGAGUCUCGCACUCGCCGGUCUCUUCUCCUGUCUCUGCCAGUUCUUGCUUCUGCGCACCGUCCAGAAAACAGUCCCCGAGCUAACUACCGAAGUUGGCCAGUUCGCAGACAAAGUGGUCGGCAAACUUGAAAACACCUCAGCGGAAUGGGCCCGAGACGCCAACGGCGUCAUCAGCCACAUGAACCACGACCUCAACGACAACAUCCUGGGAUGGGUGAAUACCAGCACGACCGCCUUAAAUGAAACGCUCGACGCGUUCAUCGAGAAAACCACCGGCGUCCUCAACGACACCUUCGGCGGCACGGUCCUCCUCGACCCUCUCCAGGAAGUCUUCCGCUGUCUCAUCGGACUGAAGGUCGAAUCUGUACAGAAGGGCCUCACCUGGGUGCACGAUCACGCUCACAUCAACUUCCCCAACCUCCCGAACGAUACCGAGCACUUCCUCGCCGACCCCGGCGACUCGACCUCGAACAAAGUCACCGAGGUUGUCAUCCGCGUCGUGCAAAAAGUUGAAGACGGCAUCCGCACCGAAACCAUCAUCGCCUCCUGUAUUCUCCUCGUCUGGGUCCUCAAUGCCCUAUUCGGUCUGAUCCGCGCUUUGACUCUGUUCUGGAAUCGAGACCGAACCCGCGGCAAUGGCGGAGGAGGAGCUCCUCCCAUAUCCUCGAUGGCUUCCAAUCCCGAUGCUAAUGGGUUCAUUGAUGUCCCGUUGACCGCAAUACCGAAAUCCGACGCGCCUCGGUCUCAGCCAGCUCCGCGAUAUGAGGCCUCUCCUGCGGUCGUUGGAGGUGCUGGUUGUAGUAGGAGUGAGCUUGAAUACGAGGACGAGAAAUUAGGCUUUGCGGGACAGCGGAAUUAUGGCUCUGCACUCAAGGUCAAUGGGACGUCAGAUCUGCGUGGGAGCAGUUAUGUGGAAUAUGGCAUGGAAAAACGGUAG
Messenger RNA from Aspergillus tanneri, 2151 nucleotides. It is a transcript of the gene prm1, whose product is annotated as pheromone-regulated protein PRM1. Gene Ontology annotation, cellular component: mating projection tip. The coding region runs from base 1 to 2151 and encodes 716 amino acids. Lineage: Eukaryota; Fungi; Ascomycota; Eurotiomycetes; Eurotiales; Aspergillaceae. The transcript has 2 exons. The record is from RefSeq and is a predicted model, not a curated record.